This is a messenger RNA of Betta splendens (Siamese fighting fish), 4972 nucleotides long. It is a transcript of the gene tmem115, whose product is annotated as transmembrane protein 115. Gene Ontology annotation, biological process: retrograde vesicle-mediated transport, Golgi to endoplasmic reticulum. The transcript is spliced from 3 exons. The record is from RefSeq and is a predicted model, not a curated record. Gene Ontology annotation, cellular component: membrane; Golgi apparatus. Lineage: Eukaryota; Metazoa; Chordata; Actinopteri; Anabantiformes; Osphronemidae. The coding region runs from base 1025 to 2179 and encodes 384 amino acids.
UGACGUACUUGUCGCCGUCUCCUGAUGACGGUGGCAAACAUCGCAGGUCGGUAGCUAACAGAGAGGAGGAGUGCCUUCCAGGAUAAUACAAUUUUUUCGGGCGACGUGUUCUGUAAAGACAAAAGGAGCUUAAAAUGAACGAAUGAAGCCGAGGUAGUAUGAAAAACCGCGAACGACGCACGAAGCGACGCUGGUCCGGAGACGUCUCCGGCAUUGUUUUGAAGGCCUGUUGCUAGCUAAGGGAAAUCCUCGGGCUGGCCCGGUACGGGCCGACGGAGCGCGGAUGUCUGGGGCCGGAGCUCCGUAGGCUGUCUCUCGGCGAUCAUUUAUUUGUGCUAGCUGGAUAAUUACGGGGAACGCUAACGUGUCUUGCUCUUUCGUGGCGGAUAAAAAAACAGCGUAACUCAAGACGCGUUGAGUUCGGCGGCUAGCUAACGUUCGCUCUCGUGUUCACCAGCUAACUCAUCUGAAGAAGCUGGUGGUAUAUUUGCUUUAGGUGAGGUCUGAAUAUUUGACCCCGACCCUUAAGCUUAUGGUGUCCUACAGUGAGUGAAGGUCCCCAACUGGGCAGAUAGAUCAAAGGUUUCUUAGCUAACGUUAUCAUAUCUUCAGGCUCGCCGAUAGCAGCCUAAAGUUUGCCCUGUUGAAUUGCCGGAACCAACCACUACUUUUGUCCACUACGCUUAACUCUCUGAAUGUUGCAGAAAGCUAGUGGUGUUGUACAUUCUCCAAGUCAUUUAUUUUUUUCGUUUGAAGGGUUAACAAAAGUGAACAGGCGGAAUAGCCCUUUAGUGAGUUCAUUGCCAAAGUUGUCUUUAACCGUUUAAAAAACUGUAAUGAAGAUACGCGGAGAAGUGUGGGACUGGAUGCUGUCUGGACUCGGAGGUGUCACCUGUUCUGCUUGGUACUUUUGAUCUCCCACAAACAUCCGGACGUUGUUGCAGCAGCGCCAAAGAAGAUCGGCUGUUUUGCUUUUUUGGGGGGGUCGUCUGCUAAAGGGAGACACUUUUACAAACGGACCACAAUGAAUCGUUAUCUGCCGGUGGCACGACAGCACUUCCUGGCUGCCCUCGCUAGCACCAGCGUGGUAGUUAAAACUAUAAGUGCUGUGGUGGUACUUCUUUACUUGUUGUCAUGGGCUGUCAACACUCCAUAUGCACUGGGGGUGACCCCAGGUUAUCUCUUUCCACCUAACUUCUGGGUGUGGACACUGGUGACCCAUGGGGUGGUGGAGCAACAUGUUUGGGGUGUGGCAGCCAAUGUGGGGACAGUAAUGGCCUGUGGACGCCUCCUGGAGCCUCUGUGGGGCGCUCUGGAGCUCCUGAUCUUUUUUGCGGUGGUCAAUGUGUCUGCAGGCCUCCUGGCAGGCCUCUCCUACCUCCUCACCUAUGUGGCCACCUUUGACCUGGACUUCCUGUUUGCCGUGCGCGUCCAUGGAGUAGCCGGGUUCCUUGGAGGGGUCCUGGUGGCACUGAAGCAGACCAUGGGCGAUACCACAGUGCUCAGAGUGCCACAGGUAAGACUCAAAGCAGCCCCAGCUUUGGUCCUUCUACUCUUGGCCUUAUUGCGCCUGUCUGGGCUCGUUGACAACUGUGCACCCCUGGCUGCGUACAGCUACGGCGCUCUGUCUGGCUGGGUCUACCUACGCUUCUAUCAGAGACACAGCAGGGGCCGUGGGGACAUGUCGGACCACUUUGCGUUUGCAAGUUUCUUCCCCGAGGCUGUGCAGCCUGUCGUGGGGCUGCUGGCAGGGCUGAUUCACUCAGCUCUGGUGAAGAUAAAGGUGUGCAGGAAGAUGGUGAAGAGAUAUGACGUGGGAGCGCCCUCCUCCAUCACCAUCAGUCUGCCAGGGACCGACCCACAAGAUGCAGAGAGGAGGAGACAACUGGCUCUCAAGGCUCUGAAUGAGCGGCUGAAACGUGUGGAGGACCAGUCUUCCUGGCCCAGUAUGGACGACGAAGAAGACGAUGACGACGACGAGGUCAGAACCAGCUCACUGCCACUGCUGCCAGAUGACCCUUCCGCCUCCACGCCAAGACCAGCAGGGGCUCCCGGUGCCUCCCUCUCCUCCACCUCUGUAUCUCCAAUGUCACAGAGCAGCGGCGUGCCAAGUGCAGGCCGAGCACAACACCCAGAGUCCAGCAUAAUCAGCUUCGAGGACGCGCCAUCUAGAUCAUAACGUAUAGAGUGCACCUGUACAGACACGCACGCUCUCUUGGUGUCACUGGUAGCUAUGCUAGCGAAUUCAGCAUUUCUGGCUGGUAAACUAGGAUGUUCAGUGACAGCUAUUAGGCAUACAGUCGGUUUGACACACAACAAACAUGCAAACAUCUUUGGUUCAAACACACAACAUAGCGCUCACAGACACUGUCAAUGUCAUUGUGAAGCCCAGAGAGGCGGUAGCUGUUAAGUUCUUUCAGUUCAGACGUGUUGUUUGUAAAUGUUCGGUGCGGUUGGGCAAAUCGGACACUCAAUAAGCCUCCUCUUUCCUCCUUGAAACCGAGUCACCAAAAAUUGUGUCCUGGUCCGGACUCCCAGACAAACUUUCAAAGCUCUGUCCACUGCUUCAUGUGUCUCUUUCUCUUGCUUUCUAAAUAAAUGACGGAAUGGGUGUACAAAAUUCAUUAUGGAAGUCGUUUUCAGAGCGGCCUUAGUUGUUCUCUGAUUGACCGGCAAGAAAGUCGACAAUGAUGGAGACUCACGCCGAAUUCCUGGUUCUGCACGCUGCUUUGGUUAGCCUUCAAAAAUGACUCGAAGUGACGUCAGCUCUUUAUUCACUUGUUCCAAGUAUAUAACCAUGUGUGUAAGUAUGAAAUGUACUCUACACCUGUUGUUGACCAGAGGAACUUGUUGAUGAACUUAACGAAACUUCAAGGUUUAAAGAAAUGUUGUGAAAAAAAUUUCUUGACCAUGUUGAUUUGCCUGGUGUCUGUCGGGAACAGCAGAAUUAGUAAUGACUGUUUUGGGGGUUUUGUUUUUAUUUUUUUUUAUUCCCCACUUGCUCAGUGGAAGUUGUUUCUUCGUCUAUCUCCAAAAACAAAUGUUGUUUCUGUGCACUAACCAGACAUCUUGGGGUUGAAAUUACAAAGCUAUGCGAAUGAUGAUCCUGCUUCUUCUUGGUUUGAGUUAUGAUUCUAUUUUCUUGUUAAUUUCAGACAUAAUCCUGGAACGUCACACCCCCCCCUCCUCUUAGAAUUCCACCUUCUAGUAUAUGAAAUCAUGAGGAUCUGCAGUCUCUACAGAGAUGUGGUCAAUAUCUGUCUGGGUUGUAUUAGUCAUCUGGCACCAUUGCAAAUGCAGAGAAGCAAUGCAUUCAGUCACAUUUCUAUCAUCUUUCAUUUCAUUGCCAAGCUACAGUUGAUGGUUCUCAUCUCAAAUGGAUUCAUUCUGUCAAAUAUCACUACUGAAGAUGUCAUGUUCUGCUACAGUAACAAUCCAAUCUUGUCCUACAAGUUGCAUGAGUUGGUUGCAACCUGUACAAGACAUCAGACAUCAAAGUAUUUAAUGUCGUCCUUCUGUCCACCAAGUAAUGGUAGCCUGUGGUUUGCAAAAGCAGUGUUAAAACGCAACAGCCCUUUUGGAUGAGGCUGGGUCCCAAGUCCCAAGUAAAUUAGCAUUUAGAAACAGCUCCAAGUGUCAUUAUUUAAACAAUAUAUAUAUAGUAUGAAGCAAGAAAAACACAGCAUUUGUGUUUUAUAACUUAAGAAUAUGCAUAAAUAGUUCUAAUGAUGUUUGGGUCUAUCCUGUCACCAGCAUAGUGGAAUGUGCUUCUGGUAAAUUGAAGGUGUCCAUAGCCAACAGUGGUUUUAAAUGUUCCCCCAAUAUCCAUCAAGCUCGUGUUCUGUUUUGAGAGAGUGCUCCAGGUUCAAAUAUUAGCUCAUACUGCAGAUUCAGAUACAAUAUCUCAGACUUGACGUUUAAGCAACAAGAAACCGCUUUUAACCUGAUGGAAGUGUGUGAUGUAAAGGAGUGAUAAGCCAUAUUAGUGGGAAGAAGUGCUGUUUUAUCCUGUCUUCUCCUUGUUCUUGUAUUCUUGUUUUGGCAAGCAGAUGUUUGCGUUGAAUGACUGGGACCAUUAUUUUAAUAAAUGUGAAUGAAUGAUAGUAUUUACAGAAUGGAGACAGAGAUGAGACAGUGUCCUAUCAGACCACAAUGGAUUAGAAUCGUACUCCAAAGAGGAGAGUGUUCAGCUCCAGUCAGAUACCUAACUGCUUUCAUUCAAGCUGUUCAUAGUACAGAAAAUCCCUGUACAUAGUGAUUGCCCCUAUCAGUAGCUUGAUCUGAGGAGCCGACUGAAGUUGCAGUGUGACCCAGGCUAAUCUGACUUUCAGCAAAACCUCCACUCUCAAGUUUGUUUGUUUUUUUGCCUCUUUGAUAAGCGUCGUCAAAGAGAACAAUGCCCACGUUUAUAGUGCAAUAGAAACACAUGCGAUCCUAAUGAAUGAUGUCAGUGGUGGGUAUUACGUUGCUGGGGCCUCAAAAUACAGUGGACAAAUUAGAGUUUAUAUGCUGAUAUUACAAGUGUCACGUACAUCUUUGCUCUUCAUUAUUGCAGGCAAAAUGUUUUUUUUUUCUUUAUUUAUCAAAACACGUUCAUUUUCUUUGGUUGGUUUACUUGGGUAUUGAGGUUAUUCACUUUAUGAUGCUCACAUCUUCCCUAAAACAUUUACUGUAACCAGGAGAGCGAAUGUUUACGUUGUUCAAUAAGGCUUUGGUUGAACAGAGAUGAAUGAAAAGUUACAGAUGGCACUGCUCUGUUUUAAACUGUUUGGUCUCUGUGUUAGUUCACAUUUUCCUUAAAUAGUUUGGACUACUUUGAUUUUCCUUAUCACCCCUGUUGUUACACCAACAGAUGUCGUUGACACUAAUGACAGUCUCUUUUUCUCUGUUCUGUGAUUGUUGCACAGAUCUUUCUGUUUUAGUUUGCAGAUUUCCUUAUCUAUAUGAAAUAAAGGAGGAUUGUAUGAAAGUA